GACGUCACGUACGUCAGUGGCAGCUGUUUACUGUGAACUAUAAUUGCGUUAAAAAAUAUUAAACAAGUGUUUGGCACUGUUAAUUACGUCGCGGAGUGAAGUAGAGUGUAUUAACAGCAUUUGUUAUUGUUAUCUAAUCACAAUUCGGACAAUUCAGCAAUAAAAGUGCUCAUAAUAUGUGCUAUAAUAUUUCUUGUAUUACCUUACAACUUUAGUAUAAUUUUAAUCUCGGCAAUAGUGAAAGUAUCACUUUGUGGCUACGUACUGCAAUUUUUUUUUUAUUAGUGUUUUGACGAUAAAAUUGUUCGCUUAAACUUCUAACGAAAUUAAAUAUUUUUAUUUUUUAUUUUAACGAAAUAUAUAGUAGCGCCAUCUGUUGACAACAAUGCCGAAGUGUCGUGCGUGCGGAAAGUAUGCGGCAAAUGCCGACUGUUUACGUUGUAUUAAGUGUACAAGUGUGUACCACCGCGCCUGCAGCGCCGUGCCUGCCGGUCCUAUACCUUUAGGUUUCGUGUGCCAGGGUUGCAAGGCUAAGCCAGCGGACAAUAUGUCGGCAGAAAGCUCGAGCCCAGGUGAUGAAAUAACGGCCACCGGAAAGGGCGGCGCAGACUGUUCCCGUAUGCUCUGCGAACUCAUAGAAGAGAUAAAGGGACUCCGAAGCGACCUUAAAGAGGCAAGGAAUGAGAUGAAGCAGUUCAAGGCAGAUCUGCAGGCAUGCUGCAGUCGAAUAACUUCUGUCGAAGGCAAAGUUCUCGAGGUUGAGAAAAAAAUCGACUCAAAAACCUUCGAUAACGCUCACCUUGAGAACACAAUAGCGGACCUGAAAACGCAAUUAAAUGAACGGGAUCAAGAGCUGCUGCUAAAUGAUGUGGAAAUAGCCGGCCUGCCAGAGGAGAGAAGAAACGUAUUAAUCGGCCUUAAGGGAUACUUAAAACUCGGUUUUCUCAACGUCGGCUCGCUUAACACGUACUCUGAAGACUUUGUCGCACUUGUGGAGCGUCAUGCUAUAGACUUGAUGGCGGUGGGUGAGACGUGGCUACGUGCCGGCGAGGAGGGCAGCGCCCCGCGCCCCGCAGGCUACCGAUUUCUGCACACGCCGCGCCCGCGCUCCGUGCGCGAUGGCCGAGGUGGGGGAGUCGGUUUUUUUGUAAAGCGCGGCAUCAAUGUGCGCGUUUUUGCUCACCCCGUUGAGCCAUCGCUCAUCUCUGUAGAACAAAUGUGGCUAACGCUUAAGAUAAACAACAAGAUACUGGCUAUCGGCACCGCGUACCGUCCACCGUGGCUGGACGUCGACUCGUUUUUCGAUGCGGUUACCAUAUCCAUUGUGGAAAAAGCUGUAUGGAUCCAACUGUCAGAGUAUUUGGAAACUAACAAUAUAUUACCUGAAUUUCAAUCUGGGUUCAGGAAAGGCCACAGCACGACCACGGCUCUCUUAGAUGUUACUGACAACAUCAUCGCUGCUCAAGAUGACGGCAUGUGCACAAUCUUGGUGCUUCUCGAUUUUUCAAGGGCUUUUGACUGCAUAGAUAUUUCCCUUCUACUUUCUAAAAUGGUCUAUUAUGGUUUCGACCCAGAUACAGUUAGUUGGUUCCAAAGUUUCCUCACCGGCCGUGGUCAGUGUGUCGAAAUAGUGCAGGAUAACG
This is a messenger RNA of Papilio polytes (common Mormon), 1643 nucleotides long. RefSeq lists its product as uncharacterized. The transcript has 3 exons. The record is from RefSeq and is a predicted model, not a curated record. Lineage: Eukaryota; Metazoa; Arthropoda; Insecta; Lepidoptera; Papilionidae. The annotation marks the transcript as partial.